AUGUCGCUCUCCGUGUAUAUAUCCCCUUGGAUUGAAUACGUGUUAAACUAUGACCCUCCCUGGAUGCGUGGCAUGAAUCCUGUCAAUUAUUCUUCACUGGCUACCGAUUGCAAGGAAUCCAAGGACCUUGAGUUCUGUGACCAGCACGAACAACUUGGAGAAGAGUCUUCAAGAUGGCAUGAGUUGAUUGUUGACCAAUGUAGACCAAUUAAAGCGUUUCGAAACGCACUCAUCGUCGGUUGUGGGAUCCUCUUUCUUAGUGCAUAUGCGUUCUCAGAGUCUCCACACCACAAGGACCACUCUGGACAAAGAAACGGGGCGAAACUUCCUGUUUUGCCUACGUAUCAGCUUGAUCCCGAACUCAUAAGCCAUCUUGGUCCAUAUGGCCCUCGUCGUGCCGUAUCGAGUCAAAUCUCGUCCGAAACACCCGAAGGAUGCAGCGUAUCUAUGAUUAGCAUACUUCAACGACACGGCGCUCGAUAUCCUACCGGCGACGGAGAAGGCGCACGCAUCGACGCAGCACUCGACAAGCUGAGCCGAGUAAUGAAUACGACUGAUCCCUCUCUCGAAUUCGCACUUGGCUUCAAGUAUCCAUAUGUCGCGGAUCAAAUGGUUUCGCUUGGGCAGAGGCAAAUGUACGUUUCAGGUCAAAUUAUUGCCCAAAAGUACGCCUCGCUUGGGCCAAAGAUAUUCGUCCGCUCCACGGCAGAGGAAAGGAUUGCCGAGUCUGCUGGGUGGUGGGAACAAGGGUUCAAAGGCGAUCCUUUUGACGUUCCAGUCUCCGGCUUACCCCACCCAGCUGUGGCAAUGCCUGUUAGCGAUAAAUUCAACAAUACUCUCGACGUCCAGACCUGCCCAGCAGCUAAAGCGCUAAACCCUCCUCUCGGGGAUACUGCCAGUGCUGAAUGGCUCACUACUUUCGCACCCCCAAUUACAAAACGACUCAAUGACCGGCUACUAGGCGCGAAUCUAACCGAUCGUGAUGUUUUUAGCUUGAUGAACUUGUGUGGAUUCGAUUCGGCUGCCAAGAACGGCACUACGAGUCCAUGGUGCGGGGUUUUCAGUCUGGACGAAUGGAAGAGCUAUGAAUACUAUCAUGAUUUGGAGAAAUAUUGGUCCAAGUCGUACGGCUCAACCUAUGCUCGCUCUCUUGGUGCCGGUUGGGUCAACGAACUACUAUCCCGCCUAACCGGUACACCCGUUCAAGACUCGACAUCCACGAACCGCACCCUAGACUCGAGUCACAAAACCUUCCCCAUUGGCUCAUGCGCUCCACGAAUUUUUGCCGACUUCUCAAGCGAUAAUAACAUCGUGACCAUCUUGUCUUCGCUCGGAAUCCUCAGGGAUUCUGUUCCACUUCCGUCGGCUGGACCAAUUCCUUCGCACAAAGAUCAACAAUUCGUGGUAUCCAGGAUGGUUCCUUUUGGAGGAUUGACACUGGUUGAAAAGCUCACCUGCUCGGGACCCCACUUAAACGGAGAUCAUGUCCGUAUCAUCAUCAACGAUGCGGUAGUUUCGCUGGAUAGCCUCCCAGAGUGCGUGGGAUCAGAAAAAAUCAACGGUCUAUGCCCGUUGGAUCAAUUUGUGCACAGCCAAGCAUAUGCUCGGGCAGGUGGAAACUUUACAGCUUGCUUCCAAUAG
Molecule: messenger RNA, 1641 nt
Organism: Rhizoctonia solani
Lineage: Eukaryota; Fungi; Basidiomycota; Agaricomycetes; Cantharellales; Ceratobasidiaceae
Product: histidine phosphatase family containing protein
Exons: 8
Coding region: 1-1641 (546 amino acids)
Molecular function (GO): acid phosphatase activity
Source: RefSeq, a predicted model, not a curated record